CCCGGCAGAAGGAGGCCCAUCGACCUCCCUCGCCACCGCCGUCACCCGCGAGGACCCCCUCGGCCCUCCCUCGCCUCCACCCUCCUGUCCCACAGCCGAACAUCAAGCCACUACCACGGAACUGGCCAUCUCUCCUCGAGCCGAUUCACCUCCGCGGGCUAGAGGCUCUACGAGGGUGCUCGGCAAAAGGCGGCAGAUGCAGACGAUUGAUGCCUAUCUCCAGCCGGAGGAUGACGUAUUCCUGAGGGAGCCCAAGCCUGAGCCUGUUGAUAUGAACUGUUGGGAUGUUCAGCCUGGCCCGAUUGACCGUUCGCCAAGAGGUGUGGCAUCCUCGUCUGGGUUUCGAGAACCGCCUCCGCCGCAGUCUGAUCGAAAUCCUAAACAGAUCCCAGGUGCUAGAAACAGGGCAUUUCAGCGUUGCAGAAAUAGGGAAAUAACUACUUCUUCGGUAGACCCAACAUGCAGCUCAUUGAACAAUGGAACAGGAUCUGCAGUUGGAAAUGUUCAGGAAGCGCCUGGUUUGGACAUUGUUGUAGCAUCAUCUGCUACGGGUGAGAUUAAGAUGUCACUGAAAUGCAGUGUCGAUCCAUCAAAGUUCCGCAUGCCUGCUUUAGAAGAAGUUUUCAAGAUGGUUGAUGACAAAUGUCUUGGCUCAUCCAAUGUUCUUCCUCCUGAUUUUUCCGUUGGCAGCCUCAUGACUGAGAUAUGCCAGUGUGUUUUACAACUGGGCACUGAACAUGCUGUAGAGCAUACUACACAACCAGAUAUUGUUGGCAAUGGCUGCAGGUCAGAGGAUGAUAGGAAGAUGAAACAGAAAGCUGCAGAGGAAUUGUUGGUUUCUAAUGGCUCAGAGAAUUGUCCAGUGAAUUCGACUCCUGUCCAGCAGCAGCAUCUGGCACUAUCCACAUUGAGGAUUAACCAUGAUCUAACGGAUAUAUCCAAGGCAGAAGAAAACAUAAGGAUAUCAAUUGUAAAUGAAUUUGGCGGGGAGAAAUUUCCGCCUUCGUUCUAUUAUAUACCACAGAAUGUUGUAUUCCAGAAUGCUCUUGUUGACAUGUCACUUGCGAAGAUUGGUGGGGAAGACUGCUGCGCUGAUUGCUUUGGAAACUGCUUGUCUGCACCUGAACCAUGUGCUUGUGCAAGAGAAACUGGGGGUGAAUAUGCAUAUACAUUAGAAGGUUUGGUUAGGCCAGCACUUAUUGAUGAGUGUGUCUCUGUGAACCUCUUUCCAGCAGAAAAUCAGAAGGUGUUUUGUGAAACUUGCCCACUUGAGAGGUCUAGAAAUAAAGCUUCACCAGAGCCUUGCCGGGGCCACCUUGUUAGGAAGUUUAUCAAGGAGUGCUGGAGCAAAUGUGGCUGCAACAUGGAAUGCGGUAACCGCGUGGUUCAGCGUGGCAUAACAUGCAAUUUACAGGUCUUCUUCACUGGAGAAGGGACAGGUUGGGGGCUCCGCACGCUUGAUGAAUUGCCUAAAGGAGCUUUCGUUUGCGAAUAUGCUGGUGAGAUACUGACAUGUACAGAAAUGCAUGAAAGGGCCGUUGAAAACAUGCAAAAUGAUAGGUAUGUACAUCCGAUACUUUUGGAUGCUGGUUGGUGUUCUGAACUGAAGGAUGAAGAGGCUUUAUGCCUAGAUGGCUCAUUUUAUGGAAAUGUUGGUAGAUUCAUCAACCACAGAUGUUGUGAUGCAAAUCUAGCAGUGAUUCCUAUUGAAGUGGAGACUCCUGAUCAUCACUAUUAUCAUCUGGCAUUCUUCACAAGCAAGAAGGUGGAGGCUUUCGAGGAACUGACAUGGGACUAUGGCCUUGAUUUCGAGACCAAGAAGCAGCCUGUGAAACCAUUCGAGUGCCUUUGUGGUAGCCGGUACUGCCGGGGCAGGAGGCAUCAUUUGAGGAAGAGAAGCAUAGUAGCUGCUGCUGCCAUUGGGGAGGAAGGUUGAUGCAUUGCAAUGCAAUGGUUGCUUGGUUAGGGAGGGUUAAUUAGGGCAAUGUAGUUAAGGAAUUUGCAGCAGCGGAAGAAACAAUGUGUGU
Lolium rigidum is the source of this 2027-nucleotide messenger RNA. Its product is annotated as histone-lysine N-methyltransferase SUVR4-like. The record is from RefSeq and is a predicted model, not a curated record. Gene Ontology annotation, molecular function: zinc ion binding; protein binding; histone methyltransferase activity. NCBI's taxonomy places the organism in Eukaryota, Viridiplantae, Streptophyta, Magnoliopsida, Poales, Poaceae. The transcript has 7 exons. Bases 197 to 1936 code for a protein of 579 amino acids. Gene Ontology annotation, cellular component: nucleus.